CGCCGGCUGAGCUGGGUCUCGCUGUGCUGGGUGCUCGGCGGUGUCGGUGAACGAGGCCUGGUGAACGCCGCCGAAGCGGGAGCUGGGUCUUCGAGGUUGUGUGCGGGAGACGCACGGCAGGCGAGCGAGCGAGCCAGAGGCUCACCCCAGCAGUGGCACCGGGAUCGGCUGCCUUGAGCUUGAAGUCAUGACUACCCCAGGAAAAGAGAACUUUCGCCUGAAAAGUUACAAAAAUAAGUCCCUGAAUCCUGAUGAGAUGCGCAGAAGGAGGGAGGAAGAAGGACUGCAGUUACGUAAGCAGAAAAGAGAAGAGCAGUUAUUCAAGCGAAGAAAUGUUGCUACAGCAGAAGAAGAAACAGAAGAAGAAGUUAUGUCAGAUGGAGGCUUCCAUGAGGCUCAGAUUAAUAACAUGGAGAUGGCACCAGGUGGUGUUAUUACUUCUGACAUGAUUGAAAUGAUAUUUUCUAAUAGCCCAGAGCAACAGCUUUCAGCAACGCAGAAAUUCAGAAAACUGCUUUCAAAAGAACCUAAUCCUCCUAUUGAUGAAGUCAUCAGCACACCAGGAGUAGUGGCCAGGUUUGUGGAGUUCCUCAAACGAAAAGAGAAUUGUACAUUGCAGUUUGAGUCAGCUUGGGUGCUGACAAAUAUUGCUUCAGGAAAUUCUCUUCAGACCCGGAUUGUGAUUCAGGCAGGAGCUGUGCCUAUCUUCAUAGAGUUGCUCAGCUCAGAGUUUGAAGAUGUCCAGGAGCAGGCAGUCUGGGCUCUUGGCAACAUUGCUGGAGACAGUACCAUGUGCAGGGACUAUGUUUUAGACUGCAAUAUUCUUCCCCCUCUGCUGCAGUUAUUUUCAAAGCAAAACCGCCUGACCAUGACCCGGAAUGCAGUAUGGGCUUUGUCUAAUCUCUGUAGAGGGAAAAGUCCCCCUCCAGAAUUUGCAAAGGUUUCCCCCUGUCUGAAUGUGCUUUCCUGGUUGCUGUUUGUCAGUGACACUGAUGUACUGGCUGAUGCCUGCUGGGCCCUCUCAUAUCUAUCAGAUGGACCCAAUGAUAAAAUUCAAGCAGUCAUUGAUGCAGGAGUAUGUAGGAGACUUGUGGAGCUGCUGAUGCAUAAUGAUUAUAAAGUGGUUUCUCCUGCUUUGCGAGCUGUGGGGAACAUUGUCACAGGCGAUGAUAUUCAGACACAGGUAAUUUUGAAUUGCUCAGCUCUGCAGAGUUUAUUGCAUUUGCUGAGUAGCCCAAAGGAGUCUAUCAAAAAGGAAGCAUGUUGGACAAUAUCUAACAUCACAGCUGGAAAUAGGGCACAGAUCCAGACUGUGAUAGAUGCCAACAUUUUCCCAGCCCUCAUUAGUAUAUUACAAACUGCUGAGUUUCGGACAAGGAAAGAAGCAGCUUGGGCCAUCACAAAUGCAACUUCUGGAGGAUCAGCUGAACAGAUCAAGUACCUCGUAGAACUGGGCUGUAUCAAGCCACUCUGUGAUCUCCUCACAGUCAUGGACUCUAAGAUUGUACAGGUUGCCCUAAAUGGCUUGGAAAAUAUCCUGAGGCUUGGAGAACAAGAAGCCAAAAGGAAUGGCACUGGCAUUAAUCCUUACUGUGCUUUGAUUGAAGAAGCUUAUGGUCUGGAUAAAAUUGAAUUCUUACAGAGUCAUGAAAACCAAGAGAUCUACCAGAAGGCCUUUGAUCUUAUUGAGCAUUACUUUGGGACCGAGGAUGAAGACAGCAGCAUUGCACCCCAGGUUGACCUUAGCCAGCAGCAGUACAUCUUCCAGCAGUGUGAGGCGCCUAUGGAAGGUUUCCAGCUUUGAAGCAAUACUCUGCUUUCAUGUCCCCGUGUCAGACCAGGCUACCCAAUCAAGUCCUCUUGUGGAGCCCACAGUCCUCAUGGAGCUAACUUCUCAAAUGUUUUCCAUAAUACUGUUUGCGCUCAUUUGCUUGCCUUGCGCACCUGCUCUCUUACACACAUCUGGAAAACCUCUGGCUCUCUGUGGUGGAAUACCCUUCUAAUAAAAGGGUAACCAGAACGGCCCGCUCUCUUAUGGAAAACCCUAGGCUUUGGAGAUCCGCACUUAUAUAUUAUAGAGUCAUGGGAAUAUACACAUAAUAAUGUGGCUCCCUUUUUUUUUUUUCUGGGGGAAAAAAAGAGGACUCCUCAUUCCCUUUAAUGUGGGAAAAAAUACAUUAAAAGAUGAGACUAAACCUUUAUCUUGAAUUUCACACAACUACUUGCAACAAGGGAGAUGUUUAGACCUGUUGUGUACUUCAGAGUACUUUUCAUGAGUUCUUCCACAGUGAACCCUUGGAUUACCUGGUGGCUUUUUCUAGCCAAAUUUGCAUUAAUCCUUACUGAGAUUGGAUGGUUUUCUUUCCUCUGUUGGCGCCAUUCUCCACAGAUAUUCAACCAUCCGCUCCCUCACCUUCAGCCUUCAGUGAAUGUGCUUUCUAGUUGUCAGGAAUGCUGAAGAAUUAACACUUUGACUCUUAAAUGUGAUACUGGUUUGAAGAUUCCCUUAGAGCAAAAAGGAGAGGGGCACAUAUUAAUUUGUAUGGCUAUUGCUUCUCUUUGGUCUUAUGUGUCUUAGGAUUUGGAAGUGGUUCAAUUCUAAUGCUGGUAUGAAGAUUUAGAAUCCUUAGUGAUCGAAACCGUAUCCUGUAAUUCAAUAAACAA
Molecule: messenger RNA, 2664 nt
Organism: Physeter macrocephalus (sperm whale)
Lineage: Eukaryota; Metazoa; Chordata; Mammalia; Artiodactyla; Physeteridae
Gene: KPNA1
Product: karyopherin subunit alpha 1
Exons: 14
Coding region: 188-1804 (538 amino acids)
Biological process (GO): postsynapse to nucleus signaling pathway; NLS-bearing protein import into nucleus
Cellular component (GO): nucleus; nucleoplasm; cytoplasm
Molecular function (GO): nuclear import signal receptor activity; protein binding
Source: RefSeq, a predicted model, not a curated record